CUCCCUAACUCUUCUCACUUUCUUCUUUUUUAUUCAUUUUUGUUUCUUUUGUAUUUUAUUUUUUUUGUCUUGCCGUAGUUUAACCGGACAUGGAUCCUGUACUUGAAUCAAAUAUCAGAUUCUCUGAACAUGAUCGACGUCUAAAUACGCCCAGACUAUCUAUAGAGAUCGAGCCUACCAGUCCAGUGAUAUCUCGAGAGAAUCCGAGAGGGUUCAUCGUCACUAUCCGUCGGGCAGAAGAUGACUGUGACAAGCCUUGUAUCUUCCGCUGGAGCUUCCUGCACGAUGGAUGGGGUCCGUCUGGCUUCAUGCUCUUUCAGCGAACGCCAGAAGGUCUGAAAAGGGUGGAGGGAACGCCCAAGCCACCACCUCCCCAGACAUUUAAGCUCGUAGGAUAUGAAGGCGAGACAGAGGAACUUCUUCCGGGCCAAACUCUCCGGAGAAAUAUAGGCCACCCGGAACCCUUCUGGGACCACGUGGUCGCUGGUGAGACAUACGAGCUCUUUUGGCCGGGGGCGGAAUAUGCCUUGUGGGCUUGGGGUACCUUGCGCGAGAAUUGGGGUCAAGAAAUUGGAGCUGUCUCGGGGCUACCACCUGUUAUUAUCCCGGGGGGCCCCUACUGUUCUUUUACCUGCGUAGAGGUGGAAGAACGGUCGGACUCUGACUCUAAGCCCGACGACCCUCGGGUAGAGAAAUCAGACCGAAUCCCUAGCACCCCUUAUAUCAGUGUGUUUCUAGAAGGCCCAUCGACGAUUUCCCGAAAGGAAAAGAUUCGUAUCAUAGUGAAGAUCAUCUAUAAGGGUCUGACGAACGGGGAUCACGAGGCUAGCUAUGCUGAUAUAAAGCCGAUCAUUAUACAUGACUACCCUUUUGCUAGUGAUAACUUUCGACUGCAACGCCGCUGCGACGAACAGUGGAAGACUUAUUUUGAUGACGAACGGAAUCCGGGCUGGAUGAUUGUCGAUGAACCGGACGUCGAGGUUAACGUCGCGGAUUCGGCGUUCUUCCGCAGCCUUAAACCGGGGGAAUCUCUCGUCAAAGUCCGUUCUCUUGGCUACCACGACCUGUAUCCCGAUACAGUGGCCGGCGACACAUAUCGAUACCAGUACUGGGGCGGCUGCGUUGACUGGUGGAUCUGGGGCGAUCGCGAAGAGCGUGCGAAGACAGUAGUGAAAUUACCCUGUUGGCUGAAUGAUCAUGUCGUUGACCCCGCUGAUAAUGAUGGAAGAUUUUCUUUGGUUCAAGUUUUUGCCUCAGUUCUGGGAACGGGAAUAGAUGCAUUCGAGAUAUACCUUUUCCUUUAUUUAUGGGGAAAGGUUCGUCAAUGCGCUUUUUUCAUCCAUCCCACACUCAAGGCGGGCUGUGUCAAUAUUCAAGCCUCAUGCCUAGGUGGCUCGGCAUGCUGGAGUUGGACAACGAGUUUCGCGGUAUGUAGGUGCUGGUUGGGUACCUAGAUUUAUUAUGAAUCGAUAUAUACAUUGACAUCGUGUCUGCUGAAACGUAUAAUAAAGAUCACACAUGAUCAUGCUACUCCGUCAGUUGCAGCUCAUCUGCAACACCAAACUUAACCCCCGACACCCCGUCUUGCUCACGACUUCUUC
Messenger RNA from Penicillium brasilianum, 1601 nucleotides. The record is from the annotation of a GenBank genome assembly. NCBI's taxonomy places the organism in Eukaryota, Fungi, Ascomycota, Eurotiomycetes, Eurotiales, Aspergillaceae.